Brassica oleracea var. oleracea is the source of this 2542-nucleotide messenger RNA. RefSeq lists its product as uncharacterized. Gene Ontology annotation, biological process: meristem development; meristem maintenance. The transcript has 3 exons. NCBI's taxonomy places the organism in Eukaryota, Viridiplantae, Streptophyta, Magnoliopsida, Brassicales, Brassicaceae. The coding region runs from base 235 to 2499 and encodes 754 amino acids. The record is from RefSeq and is a predicted model, not a curated record.
UUAGAUGAACGUAGCCAAAUCUAUAACCGUUGAUAUGUGAAGUUCUGUUAUAAAGCGUUUAACUGUUUUUCUAAAAAUAAACGUUUAAACCGCUAAAGUCAGAGUCCGCCGUCGUUGGCCCAAACGUAGAUCGCAAGUUAUUAAAUUUUCUAGCUGUUCCACAUUUCUCUUUCUCCUUUAUCUUUUGUGAUAUACCCAGAUCGAUUCAAAGCCCAAGAAAAUUUCUCCGAUCAGAUGGAUUCUCGAGGUUCUUCAGAUCAAGACGAUGAACAUAUCGUCCAAGUUAGACAAGCUCUGAUGUGUCCCGACGGAGGAAGAUUCGAAGGUCUCCGAACGGCACGUUUCUUGAAUUACACAACAACCUCCAUAGACGACGACGUUUUCGAGCUUCCUCUCGACGCCUUCGUGACGUCAGAACCAGAGAAACUCUCCUUCUCCGGAUGGGGCUCUCCCUCGGUGAAUUGGAUCGAGUGGGUGAACGCCAUGGCCGAGUCCAACGCCACGAUGUGGCGUAGAUCAGGAGUCUACGACGCGAUCAUGGCGUCGCGUUACCAGAUAACAAAGCAAGACGAUCUGAUGACGGCGCUGGUGGAGAAAUGGUGCAUAGAGACUAACUCCUUCGUGUUCCCUUGGGGAGAAGUGACGGUGACGUUGGAGGAUAUGAUCGUUCUCGGCGGGUUCUCGGCUAUAGGGAACAACGUGUUGGCUUCGGUGAAACGAGACUCGAUGAAGUCUGUUGAGGAGAAGCUGAAGAGAGCGAAGCGUGAGAUCGAAGCGAGUUCGAUGAAGAGAUGUUGCGUUAGUUUGUGGAUGAUGGAGAUGAUGAAUUCUGGGAAUGAGAUUGAGCAUGAGGCGUUCGUGGUUUCGUGGCUUUCACGUUUCGUCUUCCCUAAUUCAGGUGAUCUCGUGAGGGAGAAGCUCUUUGCUGCUGCGGUUCAGCUCGCUAGAGGUGUUAGGCUUGCGCUUGCUCCUGCGGUUCUUUCCGGGAUCUACAGCAGUCUUGGAGUUUUGAAGAAGCAACUUGUUGGUGGGUCCGGAGAGGAAGAGACGGUGGUUACUGCUACAUCCCCGUUUCAGUUUGUGCAAGUGUGGGCUUGGGAGAGGAUCAUAGACAUACGGCCACCAGGCCAGCCUAGCCAGCUAAAGCCUCACGAGCCAAGAAUGGCUCUAUGGCACCAUCACGGCGGUGGUCAAGAGGCAAACCAGAGUCUCAAAAGUAUCCGAACCGUUCUGGAUUCCGCCAAGGAGAGUUUCCAUCACCGUCCGUACACAAAACCUUUGAAGAACUUCAAGUUCCCUAAGUUCUACUUAGAAGAUGACUGUUGGGUGUCUUUGGAGGAUGAAGACAUUGUGGCGUUCGGCCGGUGUUUGAGAUGCUCUAAGCUGGUGGGUUUGAACUGCAUUGAGCCUUAUUAUCCUCACCGUGUAGCGUUGCAGUUUGGUUACGAUCAGGAUGUUCCUGGAGUAGUUCCCGUGGUGCUGACCGAGUCGCCGGAGCUGGCUUGGAAGGAUUAUAUAAGACCGAUUACAGAUGAAAUGAUUUACAUUCCGUCAAGGCUCAGGCGACCGGAUGUUACGGUUAAGUAUAUAAGAUGGUGGAAACAGUCUGUUACUACUCUACAGGCCAUGGCUAAGAGAAGUACACAUAAGGUUCUGAAAGAGAAACCCACAGAGACAACAUCUUCAACAACAACAAUGGUUAAAUCUUCUCCUCCAAGAACCUCUAAAACAGUAGGAGUAAAAUCAGAGUUGAAGGGAGGAACUUUAAAGACAGAGAGUGAUAAAAGCAGCUCUGCAAAGAGUUUCACAGGUUCGGAGAAACCGAAGCCUUUGAAGAAGGUUGAAUUGGUCAAGAAGCCAUUGUCUAAGUUGACAAAGACUCCAGGAAGAUCAGUGGAUGAAGUCAAAGAACGUAAAGGAGGACCAGGACCAAGGGUCUCGCAGGAGAUAAAGGCUCAUAGCCAUGUGAAUAUUCUACUUCCCGGUUCACCUGCUAGCUCACCAAAGACUCAACAGUCACUCCCUCAAAACCAAACGUCUAAAAGUUCUCAUGUAAUAAGACCAAAAGCAUUACCUGUUAAGUCACCAAGACCACAAGCUUCAAAAGGACCAAAGGAUUCAUCAUCUUCUUCUGUUUCUUUUUCAUUAACAAGCAAGAAGGCCCCAAAGAGAACCACAGAAGUUACUAGCCUCCAUCAGAUUCCACCAUCUAAAGCCACUCCUGCUCUUAAGAGAAAUGUGGCUGAUCAACGAAUCAAAGCUCAUACAAAACAAGAAACUCGACAUAGCAGCAAAGGAGGAGACGAAGCGAUGAUGAACACAUUGAAGGCUAUGAGCGAGAUAAUGAAGUUAGAGGAACACGUAGGUGAAGGGGGUGAAGUGAUGUAUCAAAUACCAAAACAACAAUUCGAAGUUUUGAGCCAACGAAUGCAAGAUGUUCUACAGGAGUUGCAGUCUAUUAAAUCCGCACUGAACAUCGAAAAAUCAUCAUCAAUCUAAGACUUUUACCCAACAACAUGAUUGAUGAUCCAUAUGAUUUAGA